UUUGUUUUCCUCGGUGGCGAUGAGCGCAGAGUUGAAGCGGUGGCUUGAGCGAGAGAGGGGCCAGCGCUGCUAGCCUGCUAGCUGGGCGCUCAGCGGACGCGUCCUCCACGUCGCGGCUCACAGCCCCAGGAGGAGAGUCCCGGUGCCGCGGUGUGGCAUCGGGAGCCGGAGGCGGAGCAGGAACAGAGCCACAACUUGGGGGACCUGCUGCCUACUGAAAUUGUUCAUACUGGGCAACUACCUCAUUCCAUUGAGCUAAAAGUGACAUCAUUAUCAUUGUCAUCUUCAUCACCACCAUCAUCAUCGCUCACAACCAUAGAACCAACCACAAAACACUUUUCUUGAAACCAUCUUGUAAGGGGCAUGGUCUAGCAGUCUGGUGUUAGGACUUGAAGUCUGGAAGCCCAGAAAUUCUCAUCUCAAUUCUGAUUCUGAAUUCUGCUGGCCUUGGGUUUUGCAUUAUCUAGGAGGACAGAAUGGGGAAGCAAAAUAGCAAACUCCGUCCUGAGGUGCUCCAGGAUCUCCGGGAGAACACUGAAUUCACAGAUCAUGAGCUGCAGGAGUGGUACAAAGGGUUUCUAAAGGACUGUCCUACCGGCCACUUGACUGUCGAUGAGUUUAAAAAGAUAUACGCCAACUUCUUCCCCUAUGGUGACGCAUCGAAGUUCGCAGAACAUGUCUUCCGCACCUUUGACACAAAUGGCGACGGGACUAUUGACUUCAGGGAAUUCAUCAUUGCUCUGAGCGUCACCUCUCGGGGAAAGCUGGAACAGAAACUGAAGUGGGCAUUUAGCAUGUAUGACCUUGAUGGCAAUGGCUAUAUAAGUCGUGGGGAGAUGCUCGAAAUUGUACAGGCCAUUUACAAAAUGGUAUCCUCGGUAAUGAAAAUGCCUGAAGAUGAGUCCACUCCUGAGAAGCGAACAGACAAAAUUUUCCGGCAGAUGGACACGAACAAUGAUGGCAAACUGUCCCUGGAAGAAUUCAUUAAAGGUGCCAAGAGUGAUCCUUCCAUUGUCCGGUUGUUACAGUGUGACCCAAGCAGUGCAAGUCAGUUCUAACUCCACCCACAUCUGGACAGUUGCAAAGAACCACUGGCUUGUCAUUCCAGCUUUGCUUACAGAAAUGAAUGCCUUCUCAAACC
Molecule: messenger RNA, 1141 nt
Organism: Gracilinanus agilis (Agile Gracile Mouse Opossum)
Lineage: Eukaryota; Metazoa; Chordata; Mammalia; Didelphimorphia; Didelphidae
Gene: HPCAL1
Product: hippocalcin like 1
Exons: 6
Coding region: 477-1058 (193 amino acids)
Molecular function (GO): calcium ion binding
Source: RefSeq, a predicted model, not a curated record